Molecule: messenger RNA, 1559 nt
Organism: Hydra vulgaris (swiftwater hydra)
Lineage: Eukaryota; Metazoa; Cnidaria; Hydrozoa; Anthoathecata; Hydridae
Source: RefSeq, a predicted model, not a curated record
UAAACUGUUUUUGCACAUCCAGACGCUUUUACGCUUGGUUUAAUAUUAUUCUCUUAUUUUGCUUUUGAAUCCUUUUGCAACUAAAAUUGUAACAAAAAUUUAAAUGGACAAAAGCUUUUGGGAAUUUAACAAAAAAUUUGAUAUAACAUUUUUGGUUGAAGGCGAAGAACUUUACGUACACCGCUACGUUUUAUCAUCGAGUUCGCCCGUAUUCAAGGUGUUGUUAGAGUCAGAUAACUUUGUUGAAAAAAAUAAACGCGUCAUAUCUCUGCCAAAUAAAAACAAAGAGAAUAUUCAAGAAAUGCUUAACUAUAUAUAUCCAUUUGGACACCAGAUUUCAGAUAAAACUAAUAUUGAUUGUUUGCUAAUUUUGUCACGUGAAUACCAGAUAAAUAAAAUUCAUAAUUUAUGCGAAGAAUUUCUUUUGAAGAAAGUACCAACUUUUGAGCUGUUAAUUACUGCGCAAGAGUUUCAGUUAAAAAACCUAGAAAGUAAGUGUAUUGAAUACUUCUCAGAAAAAGCUUUAAUAUCGUUGGAAAAUCAUCCAAAGUAUAACGAGUUAAGUGAAGAUAAUAAAUUGCAACUUGCUGAGAGACAAAAUAUGACUUUGCAAGCUGCAUGUGAUAAAGCUAGAAAAUGUCAAUUGCAUCCCAUGCAGAUGCUAUGGAUGAUUUCAAGUCAGCUAGUAAAAUAUAUAUUGCUUACCACCUUCAAACACUAUAUGUGGCAGCUGUGACCAAGCAUUCAUAACAAUGUUAAGGUCUGGCCACUUCAAUGUUACAAUUUUUUUGCUGUUGAAAUAUUUUUUUACUAUCUUAGCUGUAUGAACGUUAGCAUUAUCUUGCUGAAGAACAAAAUUUUCACCACUUAAUACAAAUGCUUGACGUCUUUAAAAUUCUUGAAAAGUUGUUAGAUAACCCUUACCCUUCAUUUUAUCGUCAAUAAAUUGAAUUUUUGAUUUACCAUAAUACCCAAUUGCACACCAAAUCAUUAAACCACCACCACCCAUUUGAUGUUGUUGAUGUGGUACUGGUUCUUUACACAAAUCGUGAAAAUAAUAGUUCUAUCUAUUUGGCCUAUUAAGACAAAAUCGUUUUUCGUCAGAAAGUACUACUAGUUGCCACUCUUCUUUCCAUGUUACGUGGUUGCAAAAGUUAUUGAAUUGUUUAUGUAAUUUGUUGUCAAAGGUGGUUUUCCCUGAAGUUUUUGCGCAAAAGGUGAAAAACAUUAUCAAUAACUCGCUGAACGGUACGUAAAUUAGCAAUCACACCUGCUUUUGCAGCAAUUUGACGAGCAGUUAAUGAAAAACUUGAAGCUUGUCUCAAAAAUUUUUGUCUAUAACGGUCACUUAAUGUUGAUGGACGCCCGGGACUUUUUUUUAUUCUAUAUAUAUGAGGACUACAAACGUAGUUUUUAAUCAAAGUUCGGCUUUCCAUUUUCGAUAAAUUAGUGAGCACUUUUUUCUUUUCACAGUUCACAAAAGUUUAAAGUUAAAAAACCGUCUGUGGUGUUGACAUCAAAUUAAUAUUCUUAAUAGCCCACAAAAUAAAACGUUUUUU